CCCCGCUGUGGGCAUCCUCCUAACACACUGGCUCUUCCUUGCAUUGAUGGCUGUUACCUCCCCAAACAAGAGAAUCAAUUCGUUCACACUAUCUUAGAGGAAAUCUUCACCUUUCAGGAGAAAAAUGAUCAGAAAAGCGUCCUACUAUUCCCACCUCUUUCAAGCCGACUUCGCUUCCUAAUUCACAAAACCACUUUGAACCACCCUGACCUCACCACCUUCUCCGUUGGUGAUGGCUGGGCUCGCAGAACUGUUCUCUGCCAUUCCAAUCUCAGGUUGCAUACAGAGGAAGAUUGCAGAGACACAGAGCGCAGUUCCUUUGAGCGACCGCACUGUCGGGGCAGGGGAAGGGGGAGCAGAGGCAACAGCAGACCACCAGAAACCACAUUCAACAACAGAAGAGGACACAGACGGCCCGACAAGCCUGUUUAUGUUCCGCGUGCUGUAAGACAGAAUGUGUCUGAAAGCUUGGCAGACUUUGAACAGCUGAACCUCAACCCUUGCGAGAACAGCUUGAGCACUUCAGAGGAAUCCAGCUCUGAUGACAUCAUGAAGGGACCUCUUGUAGCCAAUCAGGAGCCAGACGUGGAUAGCACUAACCAAUCACUAAACGAUACCUGCGACCAGCCCGUGUCUUUCUUAAAAUCCCUGACAUUAGAUGACCGAGAUGAUGAAAACUGUAGCAACACAGUCGUUCCCACAGAUGAAACCAUCCAGCUACUCAGCAGUGAGGAAAUUGAACAGUUCUACACUGAGAUCAAAGCCAACCUGAAACACAAGGACGUUGUCAUACAGAAUACCUGCAAUGAUUAUUCUGGUUUUGCAACUAUCUGGCUCGACCAAAAUGAGUUCUCGCAUGUUGUUGAGAUCUAUGACUUCCCUAACAUCUUUAAAACUGAUGAUCUCCUCGAUGCUUUUGAGGACUACAGUGGGGGGGGCAUGAAGAUCAAGUGGGUAAAUGACACUCAUGCACUCGGUAUAUUCUCAAGUCAGGCAGCAGCUGAACAGGCGCUCUCCCUUAAGCAUCCGUUACUGAAGAUCCGUCCUCUCUCAGAGGGAAGUCAGAAAGCAAAGUGGAAAGCAAUGAGACGAGCAGAAUUUAUUCAGCCGGUGAAGGAGAGGCCGCGUACAGACACUGAGGUCGCUCGGCGGAUGGUGACCAGAGCGCUGGGUUUGAGAGGAGGAUCAAAAGGAAAACAACUCUGACUCAAAAAAGACUGUCGUUUUUAAGAUAUAUCUCGAAGCAACUACUAAACCGCCAACAUUUACUCUCUCAAUCUUUUUUAAAUGUAAAGAACAGCCCACAUUUUGCUGUGCUCAUCACUGACAGGUGUGUAUGGCUUUAUUAACAAAUAAUAAACAGAAUAAAACCAUGAAUACUGUGCCAGAUGCAGAAAUGUAAAGUGUAUCUUUUUUGUGGUUACACAGGAAGUGUUUGGCAUCUCACAAGUGUUCCAGUUAUUAAUUUCCUGAGCUAUGUUCUAUUAUAGAAACCUGCCGAUGGUUUAUUGACCAUCUGUUUGUGUGUUCUGGUAAGCAUUUAAAGCACCUUUUUUCUUCACUUUUUUAAAGCAGGAAAUGUGGCUUGGGUAAACAGUCUUGUUUAUUUCAGCCUGCUUGGUUACCUCUUACUAACACAUCUGGAAUCUCUUGACAUCUGGUCCAACUAUUACAAACACACCAUUUUGUUUUCAGUACCUUAUUUCCAUUAGGACUAGAAAUAUUGGUAACAGUUAGGUGUUAUUUGUUAACAGUAGUAAAUGCAUUUGCUAACAAUGAACAAUUAAAAUUUUACAGCAUUUAUUAAUCCUUGUUUAUGUCAGUAAAAUUAUUCAUGUAAGUUCAUGGUGUAUUAACUUAUGUUAACAGACAAAUGUUUUAAUGCAAAAAUAAACAUGAACUAAGAUUAAUAAAUGCUGUUGAAGAAAUGAUCAUUGUUAGAUGUUGGCUAAUGCAGUAACUAAUUGUUAACAAGAAGCACCUUAUUUUAAAGUGUAAACAAAAUUUUGAAGAACAAAGUAAUGUUGCUUGGAUAUAUAAAAAAAUGAUAGACCCUAGAAUUUCUUUCACUGUUUAUUUAGGACUACAUUCUUGAAUUUAUUGAUUGAAGUCCGUUCCAGACAUUUUAUCAGGGCAGAUAAAAACAAACAAGACCGGAACACUUUGAUUUGUUAUGAUUGGCAUUGCUUCAGAGGAAUAUGUUGUUUCUUUGUUAGUUCUGUUGGUAGAGUUUGGAUUUUAAGCACAACGUAUGUUUGGGAUUUGAAUGUUUUGGGGAUCGAAAAGGAGACAACGUGGCAUUUGUGGCACAUUAAAUAUAUGUAUUUUGUUUAUACAUAUUACUUGCGGCUAAACUCAUACUAGAUUAUAUAGUUUAAAAGGUUUGAUUUAAGGAUUGAUUUGUUUCGACAUUUGAUUUACACGUUUGUUUAUUUAUUGUCUGAAUAUGUUUUUGUGUACUUUGAGAGAUGUUUCAGAAAAAUUCUGCAUAUUACAUUCCUUUUUAAAGGUGUAACAUUGUCUUAUGUUAGUUUGAUUCUAUUGUCAUUAAAACCGUUUUUUAA
Triplophysa dalaica is the source of this 2564-nucleotide messenger RNA. RefSeq names its product R3H domain and coiled-coil containing 1 (gene r3hcc1). NCBI's taxonomy places the organism in Eukaryota, Metazoa, Chordata, Actinopteri, Cypriniformes, Nemacheilidae. The record is from RefSeq and is a predicted model, not a curated record. The transcript is spliced from 7 exons. The annotation marks the transcript as partial. Gene Ontology annotation, molecular function: nucleic acid binding.